AUUUUUUCCUAGCUCUUUCAGCUUCUAUGGAGAGAAGCAAGAAAAUGAUUCCUAAGGUUUUGAUCCAUGUUUUUGACAGAAUGGGAAAAGGAGGUGAUGGUGAACACAGGAAGGGAUAAAAAAUAUUCUUUCAUGGAGCAAAAAUGAUUGUUUUAAAGGUUUUCAUGUGUGGGAGGGGGAAUAGUAUCUUAGGAGACGGAUAAAGGUCAAAAAAGAAUGAAAUGGAUUCAUUGCUUGGAGGAAUGAAAGCUUGAGCCCAUUGAAAUCCUCCCUUCUCCCUCCUCCUCCUUCAUCCUGUCAGUAGCAGCAGCCAGAGAAAGGGACACAAAGCAGUGGAGGAGAUGCCUUCAUUUGAAUCUAUCAGCCCCACAAUGCAAGGACUGUGGGGGGAGAAUGAGGAAGGUAUUACCAAGAAUGGAUUUGUUGUAACUUCGGGAGGUUAAGAUUCAAUUUUGCAUGAUGUGCAUGAUACUGUAAAGCUGCAAAGACUCCCUGCUUGAAAAUGCUGCAAAAUCCCAGUGUCUUUGUUAGUGACAGGAUGUAUUGCUGACAUUUCUGCGGUUUACUGCAGCAGUUUUUUGCUCCUUUACUGAAAGGAAAAAGCUGCAUAGAGACGAGAGCUUGUGCUGCACUGCUGCACCCAGAAAUGCAAUGAAGCGGUAGUGCUAAGUGACUGUUAGCCACUGCUUCAAAAGAGAAAAGAAAAUGCUGAAAUGGAAAAUAAAGAGGAAUGAAAAGAAGAACACUAUCUGCUUAAACCUUCUCACUUCAUCUAUUCAUCAUCAAAAGAGACAGUGGGAGUUAUUCAAUCUUAGGUCCAGGGGUAGCCCAGGAUGGCUGCAGUGUCAUAUGAUCAGUUGUUAAAACAAGUAGAAGCAUUAAAAAUGGAGAACUCAAACCUUCGACAAGAACUGGAAGACAAUUCAAAUCACCUUACAAAACUGGAAACUGAAGCAUCUAAUAUGAAGGAGGUGCUAAAGCAGCUGCAAGGAAGUAUUGAAGAUGAGGCAGUGGCUUCAUCUGGACAGAUCGAUUUGCUGGAACGUCUUAAAGAAUUGAACUUGGAUGGCAACAGCUUCCCUGGAGUGAAGUUAAGGCCAAAGAUGUCCAUGCGUUCAUAUGGUAGCAGAGAAGGAUCUGUAUCCAGUCGUUCAGGAGAGUGCAGUCCUGUUCCCAUGGGAUCAUUUCCCAGAAGAGGUUUUAUGAAUGGAAGCAGAGAAAGCACUGGCUAUUUAGAAGAGCUAGAGAAAGAAAGAUCACUCUUGCUUGCUGAGCUUGAAAAGGAAGAGAAAGAAAAAGACUGGUAUUAUGCUCAGCUUCAGAAUUUGACUAAGAGAAUAGAUAGCCUUCCUCUUACUGAAAACUUCUCCUUGCAGACAGACAUGACUAGAAGGCAGUUGGAGUACGAAGCAAGGCAGAUCAGAGCUGCCAUGGAAGAACAGCUGGGUACUUGCCAGGACAUGGAAAAGAGGGCACAGAGGGCACCUCCAAGCAAGCAUGAUACAAGCACUCAUGAAGCUGAGAGGCAAAAUGAAAGUCAAGGAGCAGCAGAAAUCAGCAUGGCAACUGCUGGCAGUAGUCAGGGUUCGGCAGCUCGAAUGGACCAUGAGACAUCCAGUGUUAUGAGUUCAAACAGUUACUCUGUUCCUCGAAGACUGACAAGUCACCUAGGUACAAAGGUGGAAAUGGUGUAUUCAUUGUUAUCAAUGCUGGGUACUCAUGAUAAAGAUGAUAUGUCACGAACUUUGCUAGCAAUGUCAAGCUCUCAAGACAGCUGCAUAGCCAUGCGCCAAUCUGGAUGUCUUCCCCUCCUCAUCCAACUUCUACAUGGCAAUGACAAAGACUCCGUAUUGUUGGGAAACUCCCGGGGCAGUAAGGAGGCCCGUGCAAGGGCCAGUGCAGCACUACAUAAUAUCAUUCAUUCGCAGCCUGAUGAUAAGCGAGGCAGACGAGAAAUACGUGUCCUCCAUCUUCUUGAACAAAUCCGAGCUUACUGUGAAACAUGUUGGGAAUGGCAGGAAGCACACGACCAGGGCAUGGACCAGGACAAAAACCCAAUGCCAGCUCCAGUUGAUCAUCAGAUCUGCCCUGCAGUGUGUGUUCUAAUGAAGCUUUCAUUUGAUGAAGAGCAUAGACAUGCAAUGAAUGAACUUGGUGGUUUGCAGGCCAUUGCAGAAUUACUGCAGGUGGACUGUGAAAUGUAUGGACUUACCAAUGAUCACUAUAGUGUUACAUUGAGACGAUAUGCUGGAAUGGCUCUUACGAAUUUAACUUUUGGCGAUGUAGCUAAUAAGGCUACGUUAUGUUCCAUGAAGGGUUGCAUGAGAGCUCUUGUAGCCCAGCUAAAAUCAGAAAGUGAAGAUCUACAACAGGUGAUUGCAAGUGUGCUGAGGAAUUUGUCUUGGCGAGCAGACGUGAACAGCAAGAAGACUCUGCGUGAGGUCGGAAGUGUAAAAGCCUUGAUGGAGUGUGCUUUGGAAGUUAAAAAGGAAUCCACCCUGAAAAGUGUAUUGAGUGCCUUAUGGAAUUUGUCAGCACAUUGCACUGAGAAUAAAGCUGACAUAUGUGCAGUAGAUGGUGCUCUUGCCUUUUUAGUUGGCACUUUGACUUACCGGAGCCAAACAAAUACUUUAGCCAUCAUUGAAAGUGGAGGAGGAAUACUCCGUAAUGUUUCCAGCUUGAUUGCUACAAAUGAGGACCACAGGCAAAUCCUGAGAGAGAACAGCUGCUUGCAAACUCUGCUACAUCACUUGAAAUCUCACAGCUUAACCAUAGUCAGCAAUGCAUGUGGAACCUUGUGGAACCUCUCCGCACGGAAUGCGAAGGACCAAGAAGCAUUAUGGGACAUGGGAGCAGUUAGCAUGCUCAAAAAUCUCAUACAUUCAAAGCACAAGAUGAUAGCCAUGGGCAGUGCUGCAGCUCUAAGGAACCUCAUGGCAAACAGGCCUGCAAAAUAUAAAGAUGCUAAUAUCAUGUCUCCAGGUUCAAGCCUGCCAUCUCUUCAUGUUAGGAAGCAGAAAGCACUGGAAGCUGAAUUAGAUGCUCAACAUUUAUCUGAAACUUUUGACAAUAUUGAUAAUUUAAGUCCAAAAACAUCUCACCGUAAUAAACAAAGACAUAAACAAAAUCUGUACAGUGAAUAUGUUUUGGAUUCUAAUCGACAUGAUGAUGGAGUUUGCAGGUCAGAAAAUUUUAAUGCUGGUAACGUGACUGUGCUUUCACCAUAUUUAAAUACUACAGUGUUGCCUGGCACUUCUUCCUCAAGCAGAGGAAAUUCAGAGAGUUCUCGGUCUGAAAAGGACAGGAGCUUGGAUAGAGAACGUGCAAUGGGAUUAAACAGCUAUCAUUCAGCAACAGAAAGUUCUGGGAACUCUUCUAAACGAAUAGGAAUGCAGAUCUCUACUGCUACAGCCCAAAUUUCCAAAGUAAUGGAAGAAGUAAGUAUGCAUAUUACACAGGAUGAAAGAAACAGUGGUUCUGGAGCUGAAAUGCACUGUUUGUCAGAAGACAGGAAUGCAUUAAGAAGAACAUCUACUGCCCAUUCUCAUACAAAUGCUUAUAAUUUUCCUAAGUCUGAAAACAGGGCCUGUCCUGUGCCUUAUUCUAAAGUGGAAUACAAGAGAGCUUCUAAUGAUAGCUUAAACAGUGUCAGCAGCAGUGAUGGAUAUGGUAAAAGAGGACAGAUGAAGCCUAUUGAAUCUUAUUCUGAAGAUGAUGAAAGUAAAUUCUGCAGUUAUGGACAGUACCCAGCUGAUUUAGCCCAUAAAAUACAUAGUGCUAACCAUAUGGACGACAAUGAUGGAGAGCUAGAUACUCCGAUAAACUAUAGCCUGAAAUAUUCUGAUGAGCAGCUGAAUUCUGGAAGGCAGAGCCCAUCACAAAAUGAACGAUGGGCAAGACCCAAACAUGUAAUAGAAGAGGAAAUAAAACAAAAUGAGCAAAGACAGUCCAGAAAUCAAAGUGGAGCCUUCCCUGUAUACACUGAAAGUAGUGGUGAUAAACACAUAAACUACCAAUCACCUUUUGGUCAGCCAGAGUGUGUUUCUCCUUUCAGAUCAAGAGAAUCCAACAGUACAGAACAAAACAGAGUAAGCUGCAGUCUUGGGAUAAACACAAAAGUGAACCAGUCCUUAUGCCAGGUUGAUGAUUAUGAGGAUGAUAAGCCAACCAACUACAGUGAGCGUUACUCUGAGGAAGAACAACAUGAGGAAGAAGAUCAGCCAACUAACUACAGCAUAAAAUACAGUGAAGAGGAGCAUCAUGUAGAUCAGCCUAUUGAUUAUAGCCUCAAAUAUUCAACUGAUAUUCCUCCUUCUGCACAGAAGCCAUCUUUUUCUUUUUCAAAGAGCCCAGCAAUGCAGAACACUAAAACGGAUCAUAUUUCUUCAGCCACCGGGAAUAUGGCAACUUCUUCUGGUCCAAAGAGACAUAACCAGCUCCAUCCAAAUUCAGCUCAGAAUAGAACAAGUCACAGUCAGAAGCCUGCUUCUUGUAAAGCACCAUCUAUCAACCAAGAAACAAUGCAAACCUAUUGUGUUGAAGAUACGCCAAUAUGUUUUUCAAGAUGUAGUUCUCUGUCAUCUUUGUCAUCAGCUGAGGAUGAAACAGGGCGUGAUCAGUCCACACGUGUAGCAGACAGAGAUAACUCAAUGAAGAUGGUUGGAAUGAAAGAAAAUAGUGGGAACCUGUCUGCAACAAGUACUGUAAAUGAGACCUCAUCAGCAUCUCAGCAUGUCAGAACAAAAUCAAAUAGACUUCAGGCUUCUAAUUUGUCCCCUUCUGAUUCUGCUAGGCAUAAAGCUGUUGAGUUUUCUUCAGGUGUCAAAUCUCCUUCAAAAAGUGGAGCUCAGACUCCUAAGAGCCCACCAGAGCAUUAUGUGCAGGAAACUCCACUCAUGUUCAGCAGGUGUACCUCUGUAAGCUCCUUGGAUAGUUUUGAGAGUCGUUCAAUUGCUAGCUCUGUUCAGAGUGAACCUUGCAGUGGGAUGGUAAGUGGUAUUAUAAGUCCAAGUGACCUUCCAGAUAGCCCAGGACAAACAAUGCCACCAAGUAGAAGUAAAACUCCACCCCCUGCACAGACAACACAAGCAAAGAGAGAAGUAACCAAAAGUAAAGUGCCUAGCACUGAAAAGAGAGAAUCUGGGCCGAGGCAAACAGCUGUUAGUACAGCUGUUCAAAGAGUGCAGGUAUUGCAAGAUGCAGAUACUUUGUUACAUUUUGCUACAGAAAGCACACCUGAUGGAUUUUCUUGUUCGUCAAGCUUAAGUGCUUUGAGUCUUGAUGAACCUUUUAUACAGAAAGAUGUAGAGCUGAGAAUAAUGCCACCUGUCCAUGAAGAUGAUCCUGGGAAUGAUGCAGAACUUGAACAGCCAAAUGAUACAAAGAUUAAUCAAGAGAAGAAGGCAGAAAAGACCACAGAAACUGAAAAAGAUAUACUGGAUGAUUCAGAUGAUGACGAUAUUGAAAUAUUGGAAGAGUGUAUUAUUUCUGCUAUGCCAACAAAAUCUUCACGUAAAGCCAAAAAGCCUUCUCAGGUAACUGCUUCAAAAAUACCUCCACCUGUAGCCAGGAAACCAAGCCAGUUGCCAGUGUAUAAACUUCUCCCUUCUCAAAGCAGAUUACAUUCUCAAAAGCAUGUCAGUUUUACAGCUGGGGAUGAUAUGCCACGUGUAUAUUGUGUUGAGGGAACACCAAUAAAUUUUUCAACAGCUACGUCUCUGAGUGAUCUUACAAUAGAAUCACCACCCAAUGAACUGGCUAAUACUGGUAAUGCUGGCACAGGGAUGGAAUCAACUGAUUUUGAAAAGAGAGACACCAUUCCUACAGAAGGCAGAAAUACUGAUGAUAAGCACAGGGGGAAAAAUCCAACUGGGUCGGUUGUUGAGUUGGAUGAUGAGAAAACAGAAGAAGGGGAUGACAUUCUUGCCGAGUGUAUUAAUUCUGCAAUGCCAAAAGGGAAAAGUCACAAGCCUUUCAGAGUGAAAAAGAUAAUGGAUCAAAUCCAACAGACAUCUACAUCUUCAUCCAUAAGUAAUAAAAAUCAGCUAGAAGUUGAGAAAAAGAAACCAACUUCACCAGUAAAGCCCAUGCCCCAAAGCAAUGAGUACAGAGCACGCUUACGAAAAACCACAGAGUCAAAAAGUAAUUUUAAUAGUGAAAGGAACCACACAGACAACAAAGACACAAAGAAACAGAACCUUAAAAAUAGUUCAAGGGACUUUAAUGAUCAACUUCCAAAUAAUGAAGAGCGUUCAAGAGGAAGCUUUUCAUUUGAUUCUCCCCACCAUUACACUCCAAUUGAAGGAACUCCAUAUUGUUUUUCAAGAAAUGAUUCCUUGAGUUCUCUAGACUUUGAUGAUGAUGUGGAUCUUUCAAGAGAGAAGGCAGAACUGAGAAAAGGGAAAGAGAGUAGUAAAACACAAGCUUGCCAAAAAUAUGCUCCAACAGGACGAACUCAAUCUAAAGCUUUGGUGCAGAAACAGAGCUCUUUCCCUCAGACAUCCAAAGAUAUUACAGAUAGAAGUGCAGCUACAGAUGAGAAAAUGCAAAAUUUUGCAAUAGAAAAUACGCCUGUUUGUUUUUCUCGUAAUUCAUCUUUGAGUUCUCUUAGUGAUAUUGAUCAAGAAAACAACAACAAAGAAAGUGACUCUACAGAACAAAUAGAACCAUCUGAUGUACAGAUAGAAUCAAACAGACCACAAGCUUCUGGCUAUGCUCCUAAAUCAUUUCAUGUUGAAGAUACUCCUGUAUGUUUUUCAAGAAACAGUUCUCUCAGUUCUCUUAGUAUUGAUUCUGAAGAUGAUCUUUUGCAGGAAUGUAUUAGUUCUGCUAUGCCCAAAAAGAAAAAGCCUUCAAGAACUAAAGGAAACAAUGAAAAAAGUAGCUGCAGAACCACAGGAGGCAUUUUAGCAGAAGACUUGACACUGGACUUGAAAGACUUCCAAAGGCCUGAUUCAGAGCAUGGUUUCUCUCCUGAUUCAGAAAAUUUUGAUUGGAAAGCUAUUCAAGAAGGUGCAAAUUCUAUAGUCAGCAGUUUACAUCAAGCUGCUGCUGCAGCAUCGCUGUCUAGACAAGCUUCGUCCGAUUCUGAUUCAAUCCUUUCAUUAAAAUCUGGGAUUUCCUUAGGAUCACCCUUUCAUCUUACUCCUGAUCAAGAAGAGAAACCUUUUACUAACAAUAAGGGUCCAAGAAUUAUUAAACCUGGAGAGAAAAGCACAUUGGAAUCUAAGAAAGUAGAAUCUGAAAAUAAAGGUAUCAAAGGAGGAAAGAAAGUAUACAAAAGUAUGAUUACAGGAAAAGCUCGUUCCAAUUCAGAACUCACAAGUCACUUGAAACAGCCACUGCAAACAAACAUGCCCUCAAUCUCCCGUGGCAGGACAAUGAUUCAUAUUCCAGGAGUUCGAAAUAGUUCUUCAAGUACAAGUCCUGUUUCUAAAAAGGGACCACAACUAAAAAGUUCAGCCUCUAAAAGUCCUAAUGAAAGCCAGAAUUCCCCCAGAGUAACAAAGCCAUCUGUGAAAUCAGAACCAAGCCCUAUAUCCAGACAACCAUCACAACAGGGUGGAACAAGUAAAGGACCUUCUCGAUCGGGAUCUAGAGAUUCUACACCUUCUAGACCACAACAGCAGCCAUUAUCCAGACCUCUACAGUCUCCUGGCCGAAAUUCAAUUUCACCAGGCAGAAAUGGCAUAAAUCCUCCCAAUAAACUCUCCCAGCUGCCAAGAACAUCAUCUCCAAGUACAGCUUCUACCAAGUCUUCAGGUUCAGGAAGAAUGGCAUACACAUCACCAGGCAGGCAAAUGAGUCAGCAAAAUGUAGCAAAGCAAACAGGGUUGCCCAAAAGUACCAGUGGUAUUCCUAGAAGCGAGUCUGCCUCCAAAGGAUUAAAUCAAAUUUCUGGUGUUAGUGGAUCUAACAAAAAGGCUGAGUUGUCCAGAAUGUCAUCAGCCAAAUCCAGCGGGAGUGAAUCUGACAGAUCAGAGAGGCCUAUUUUAGUACGCCAGUCAACUUUUAUUAAAGAAACUCCAAGUCCCACUCUAAGAAGGAAAUUAGAGGAGUCUGCUUCAUUUGAAUCUUUGUCUCCUUCUAGACCAGACUCCCCCACCCAGUCCCACACACAGACCCCAAUUUUAAGUCCUUCGCUUCCUGAUAUGUCUUUAUCUACUCAUUCAGCAAUCCAAGCCGGUGGUUGGCGAAAGUUACCUCCUAAUCUGAGUCCUUCUUUAGAAUACAGCGAUGGAAGACCAACAAAACGUCACGACAUAGCUCGGUCUCAUUCUGAGAGCCCCUCAAGACUGCCAGUUAACAGGUCAGGCACAUGGAAGCGUGAGCACAGUAAACAUUCCUCAUCACUUCCUCGUGUAAGCACUUGGCGAAGAACUGGAAGUUCUUCCUCAAUUCUCUCAGCUUCUUCUGAAUCCAGUGAAAAGGCCAAAAGUGAGGAUGAAAAGCAACAUGUAAGUUCUUUUUCUGGACUCAAGCAAUCUAAAGAAAGUCAAGCACCAGCAAAAGGUACUUGGAGAAAGAUAAAGGAGAAUGAAAUUCCUCAGAUAAUGACUAGUCCUCCACAGAAUACCUCAAGUGCUACCAAUGGUGCUGAUUCAAAAACUUUGAUCUACCAAAUGGCGCCUGCUGUUUCUAAGACAGAAGAUGUAUGGGUGAGAAUUGAAGACUGCCCUAUUAAUAAUCCUAGAUCUGGAAAAUCUCCCACAGGAAACACUCCCCCCAUUAUUGACAGUGUUUCAGAGAAAGGGAACAUAAAUAGUAAAGAUUCAAAAGAUCUCCAUGGAAAACAAACUACAGGAAAUGGAAAUGUUCCUGUUCGUACCAUGGGUUUAGAAAACCGCCUGAACUCAUUCAUUCAAAUGGAUAGUCCAGACAAGAAGGGAACUGAAACAAAACCUGUGCUAAGCAAUCCUAUCCCUGCCCCAGAGACCUGCGAAGGCAUCAUUAGUGAACGUACACCAUUCAGCUCCAGCAGCUCAAGUAAACACAGUUCACCCAGUGGAGCUGUUGCAGCAAGAGUUACUCCUUUCAACUAUAAUCCAAGCCCCAGAAAAAGCAGCGCAGAUAAUGGCUCUACGCGACCAUCACAGAUACCAACACCAGUUAAUAACAGCACUAAAAAACGAGAUUCGAAAACUGAAAAUUCAGAUUCAAGUGGUGCUCAGAGUCCUAAGCGCCAUUCUGGAUCCUAUUUGGUGACUUCUGUUUAAGUAAAAAAUCAGAUAUAUUAUGCUAUAUGUGAAGAUUUUUUAAUGGAACUAUACAACAUGGGGGUUUGAGGGUUGUUUUUUUUUGUAAAUAAGUUUGAUUAUUGUAGAGGGUCCUUGUUCUGGAAGCCAUAUUUGAUAUUCUUUGUCUUCACUGGUAACGCUUUCAAGGGAUUCCUGAUUGAUAGUUUAGCAAUAAAAUUGCUAAAAUGAUUAUAUUUGUACAGUAUGUUUUGCAUAUAUUUAAUUAACAUCCCAUCUUUAAUUGUUUCGGAGGGGGAUUCAGGAAAGAUAAACCAGAUUUAAAAAAGAAUUCUAUUGCUGUAUUGCUCAUUUUUAGAUUUGCAAAAUAACUAAAACUACAUCAGGGAGAAAUUGGUAUUAUUUAUGCAAAAAAUACUCUGUUUUAGUAUUUGUGAAGCCACGUAACAUUAUAAUUAAUCAUGUGGCUGUGAAAUUCACAGUAAUAUGGUUUCUGCUGAACAAGCCUGUUUUUUCUGCAUGGAUAGAACUGAUUGUUCAUUUUCUGAAAUAACGUUUAACAUUUCUGUGGUCACAUAAUGUGCAUAGAUAGUUAUGGUGUAAUGAUUUAUCCUUUGUUUGUGCUCUGGAGGAAAAAAAGGAAAUCUGUGUAUGUGUAAACCUUGAACAAAAUUAUUUUACCUGAACUAGAUUUUAUCUGACAGUAGGUAGGAUUUUUGCUAUGCUGUAACUUGAUGUAUAUUCUGGUAUUUGAGGUGAGAUGGCUGCUCUUUAUUAAUGAGACAUGGUGAGGUCUCAACAGAAACUAAUUAACAUUUCAGAAUAAAUUAUUGCUGUAUGUAAAUUUGGUUGUGUGUUACUUUUGCGGUAGUUAUUAAAUUGAUGUUUAAUUUUGGUAUUUUUGGACAAUAUUCUCUGUAUGAUAUAUAAUGCACUUAUUCUAAAGGCUCUUUUGGGACUAUCGACACUUCACUUAAACAACUGGAAACAUUCCCGUUGAUUGUGAUAGAUCAAGAUAGCACACACUGCUUGUACAGUCACACUGGUUCUCCCCCAGCUGAUAGUAGCUGUUAGUAAACAUGCGAAACAACUGCAACAUUCAGGUAGACCACUGGGGUUUGCAGUUAAAACUUUUAAGCUGAUUUCAGAUAUCGAUAGAGGCACUAAAAGAAGUACUUCCAUAUUUUUUUUAUACCUGGACAACCUAUACAGUUUUUUGUGUAUACAAAGAAGACUUUUUUACAGUUUUAAAAAAACUGGAAAAAGUAUACAGUUAGAAAUUUAAGUGUGUUUUCCUUUUUUAAAAAUUUGAGCAACACUGGCAACUAAUGUAUUAAAUUUAAGUGUCUUAGUAGAAAAUAAGAUUUCUACAUUAAACUGCUAUGGAUAAUCCAACUUUGUAUUCACAUAUGCUUUGACUUAAAGAGACCUUCAUUAGACUGUUUACAGUGGAAGUAUUCUUACAAACUUAAGUGCCUCUAUAUAAAUAUAGCAACAUGUGUGUGCAUGUGGUUAAUUAAAACAGUGGUGAGCAAGUCAAGUGUAUAACUCAGGCAGGCUUUUAUUCUUACAGUCAUGCAUGUAAGUGUUUGGUAGCAGGGUUCAGAAUCUCCUUAUGAAUUGCUUCACACACGCAUACCAGCACAGUUGACAAUGCAGGAUAGUGUUUCCUGUGUGACAAACAACCAUGGCAAAUGUUCUCAAUAAUUUUUUUCAUUGCAAAUGUGAAACUUUAUAAUAGCAUGAAGUGCUGUUAACAAGACAGCAACAUGAAUUUUGAAACCAUUCAAUUAUUAUUGGUUCUCCUGUCCCAUUAACUGUUUAAUCACAUGUUGCAGACUAUUGAGAUGGGGUGAUGAGUCCUAUAAUGCUUUCAUACAUCAUCUCCCAGAAGAAGUUCUUUAUCCCUAGAAAUCCUUCUUAAAAAUAAUUAAUGUAAUAAGAUAAUUUUAAGCAAUUUAAAUGCUGUGUCUUAUAAGCAAUUAGUCCUUCCUAUUUGUGAUUCUCCAUCCUAAAAGGUUAUAUCCAAAGGCUCUAUUUUGCAAAUAGAGGGAGAACAUAAGCUUAUGUGGAAGAGGGCCAUGAUUUUCCAUUUUUCCCUCUAUGCGUCAUAGCACUGUUUCCAAGGGUUUUGUGACCCCCUGCCACCACUUUUGGGAAAUACCUGUUCUUUGAUUAGAACUCUAGUCAUGGUCAUUUGGAUCCAGCCUUAUAUGCUUAUUUCUUCUAUUCCUUGCUCUUUUAAGUGGGCAUAUUUAAUGGCAUACCAUAUUAAUGGAAAACCUUAUGUAGUGGAAUGCCUCAUAUGAACCCUGCCUACCUAAUAUACAGCCCUCCGUUUUUGCAAUAAACUAUACUGUAUGUUUAAAUGUCCUUCAUGUACUGAAUCGAACAAGGAGAGAAAAUAUAAGAUCGGUCAGUAUUUGUUCAUUAGAAUCAACUGUUUCCUUUGCUAUCAACAUUACUAACAGAAAAUGGAGAGUACAGCUCCAGAGAAUCCCAAACAAAACUGUUUCAUAAAUCCUUGCUUUCAUGGCAACUUGACUUUACUGAUGCUGUUAAAAAUGUACUUGUUGGAGUACUGUUUUUUUUAAUUUCUACUGAAUUAACCACUAGUUUAAUAAGAUUCAGCGAUGAUGCACUACACAGUAUGGGCAAAACAAUUGGUAAGAACUUCUUUGUUACUGAGUCUUAUAAAGUUUUCCUGCUUUUGCCCCAACCUUUGGUAAUGAGAGAACUGUUUUUCCAGUUUCCUGAUUUUUUGUGACUCAAUGUACAAGCCAAGUAGUUUGGACUUAUUUUGUAACUUAAUGCUGACAUAUUGAAAUAAACUUAUAACUUGACAAAUAUAAUUUCAUUUUUAUGUAAAAAACAGUCUAGUCAAAACAAAUGGGAAAAUUGUAAUGUUUACUAUUUUACAUUGUUUUUAAUUUCACUGUGAGGUGUGAUCAGGUCUGUAUUUUUUCUCUUAUCCCUCCCUUUCAAAAGCAUUAAUUGAACUGUGAUUAACUUGUCUUUAAUUGAAUUAUUUAUUGUUCCAAGUGAUGUACUUUACCUUCUACCUUUCUCACUUGUAAACUAUCCAUUACAAUUCAUCAUGUACUGACAAUGUCAAACCUCUGAUGAAACUUCUGAUAACCUUUUUAUAUUUCUCUGACAAAUCAACCCAGACCAGAGAUCUGAGGUAGUCUGUUUUCGAAGUAGUAUCCUAUUAACAUGUUUGAAAAGCAUUAACCUUUGUAUAUUUUUAAUGUGUGAAAUUAAAAUUCAAAACUCUUGUGUUUGACAAACUUAA
Molecule: messenger RNA, 12489 nt
Organism: Sphaerodactylus townsendi
Lineage: Eukaryota; Metazoa; Chordata; Lepidosauria; Squamata; Sphaerodactylidae
Gene: APC
Product: APC regulator of WNT signaling pathway
Exons: 15
Coding region: 834-9215 (2793 amino acids)
Biological process (GO): cell fate specification; negative regulation of microtubule depolymerization; pattern specification process
Cellular component (GO): catenin complex; cytoplasmic microtubule; beta-catenin destruction complex
Molecular function (GO): gamma-catenin binding; beta-catenin binding; microtubule binding
Source: RefSeq, a predicted model, not a curated record